AUGGCCACCACGGCAGCCGCAGCAGCUGCUGCCAUGGACAUGUCGCCCGCCUCCCUCGUCAGCACAUCCACACAUGCAUCCCCAAGGGCGCAUCCACCACCACCACCGCCGCCGCGGCGCCCCCCAAGCCCAAGUCCAGACGGCCGUAAGCGUCAAGACGAGAGGCAACGCGUCCUCCGUCAGGCAGAUCGUGCAAGGCGCCACAGGUCCCUAUCGUCGGGCCGAUCCAGGACGCCCUCGCCCAUCCUCGGCGCUCCAUUCGGCCACUUCGACCUCGCCAACGACGACGCCGACGACGACGCCAACUCGCCCUCUGUGCAGCGCCUCAAGGUCGAAGGCGGCGAUGCAGCGGCGGUCAACGACCCGGAUGACCCACGCGGGCGCCUCUCGAUGCCCAUGCUCGGCCUUGGCCUAGGACCCUCGGCGGAGGAAGUCGAGCUUCUCGUCUACGGCACCAGUCCCGCCGAUUCGGCAGAUGCCGACGGCGCCCUGCAUGACGGCCCGGACGGGCAAGAAACCAGCCACGACGUCAAACGUGUCCUGGAAAGCCUGUCCAAGAUGGGCCUCGACGACGCCAGCAAGGCUAGCGACGCCACCGAGCGCGAGCGCGAGCUGGCCGACAUGGUCAGGCUGCUCGCCCAGAAGUGCACCGACCUCUCGCUGCAGCGCGACCGCGCCAGGGCGCAGCUGCACACCAACCGGCUCACCGCCCUCUCGGUCAUCUCGUCGACCAAGACGGCCCACGCCCACGCCCUCGCCGCGGAGCGGGGCGCGCGCGACCGCCUCGACGCCGAGCUCGAGGGAUGGAAAGCCCAGGCAAAGAUGCUCAGCGCCCUGUUGAGCAGAGCAGAGUCCCGCAGCCACAUCGAGCGUCCCAGCAUCGACACGCUCGACGUCGGCAGGCUUGCGAGCGCGGCCUCGAGCAGCCGGCUCCCGCCAUCGCGCUCCGACGAGCUGCUCGGCGCGGCCGCCAUGGCUCGUCGCACCUCGUCCGAGGCCGCUGCCACCGGCUCGAGGCCCUCUUCAGCACAGCAGCUCCAGGGCGCGUUUGAGCCCAGGAGCCCGUCCAAGGCCAGUCCGCGCAGCCGCCUUGCCGAGCCCGCCACGCCCGCGGGCGAAGAGGGUCGCGGCCGCGACCGGUCCAGGGACCGGCUCGCACUCGCCGCUCAGGCCGAAGCCCAAUCCGAGGGCAUCACGGGGCUCGGCAUCCUCAACGCCGGCGGGAUCGAUGCCGUGCUCGACGAGACGCCGGCCUCGACGGCGGUCCUCCGGGAGCGCAACAAGCUCGCCGCGGACAAGCGCUACCUCAAGACGAGGCUGCGCGAUACCGAAGCACAGGUACACCGCCUCGAGGCCGAGCUCAGGUCGCUCCGCCCUUACCUCGUGGGCGGCGGGAUCAAGCUGGCCGAGGCCGAGCGUGAGCGUGCUGGCGUCAACGGAGCCGCCGAGGCCUCGUCGCAGGCCACGACGGCCUCAGCGGGUGCGGUGGGCGAUGGCACGAGCACCGCUCCGGCCACGCCCAGCCGAUCCGGUGGUCGGAAGGAAAGGAGCCGAAAGAAGAGGAAUGCCGUCAUGGGCGAUGCCGAGACCGAACACCUGAUGUUGGCGGCGAGGCGUCUGCGAGAGAUGCGGAAGGCCGCCGAGGCGACACCGGCCGCAGAACACGCCGAGCCGGCAUCAGUGCAGGCCGCCGUCGAGGUCGCGGGGAUCAAUGGCACUUCCAUAUCGGUCUUGGCACCAGCCGCCGAGCUCAAGAGUUCCAUGGCGCAUGCCUCGCCAGUCAAACGACAGGCGUCCGAAGGCUUUGACGGCGAGCUGCCGUACGAGGGUUCGCCGCGCACCCCCAUGACGAAGCUGGGCGAGCGGCCCCCAAAGACGCCCCGGUCCAACCACAGCGUCCCUACGACGCCGAGGAUGGCCGAUGGCGGCGUCCGAAAUGGCGACCCGGCUGAGCUUGCGCGCCCGGCCACCGAUGUCAGGGAGUCCGCGCGCGCCUCGCAGCACAAGCGAUUCGAGAGCAGCGCCUCGGUGUCAUCCUUCACCGGCAUCGACGAGCUGCUGCAGGCUGCAGAGACGCUCAACCCGGGCGCGAGCACCGCGUCGCCUCGGAUGCGGACGCUGCCGGAGCACGAGCGGGCCGUCUUUUCCGGCGGCGAUGGCCGCACGCGAUACUCGCGCGAGCCCGUUCCCGUGCCGAACGCGCCGCACCCGCUCCAUUCCGUCCACGCCCGUGCCAUGGAGCCAGACCCCUACGGCUACUCGCACCAUCAUCACCACGCCGCCUCGAGCCCUAUCCGUCUGCCUCACGAGAGCCCAAAGCGACGCCGCGUCUCGUCGGCCGCGAUCGACACCGGUCCGUUUGGCUCGCCGUUCAUCUCGGACCGUCAGCCCCGCGGCCGGACCAGCACAGAAGGGGCGGAUCCGUACGGCCAGGUGCCUCAGCACCUGUAUACGGACUACGCGCCUAGCGGUCCCUCGAGCGCCGGUGCCAGCCAGGCUCUCAGCGCGCUCGACCUGCUAGCGGACCAGGCUGCUGCCAGUCUCAACCCGAGCAUGGGCAGCGAUAGGUCCGGGGGCUACGACGGCGUCAGCCCGCUCGGCAGCCUGAGCAGCGACGAGGACGGUAUGGACGGUGAAGCGGCGGCGGCGACGGCGGCGGCGACGGCGGCGACGUCGCGCGCCAAGCGCAGCAAGAGCGGCGACGCGUCAAAGGCCGGCUCGCAGAGGUCGGGCAAGAGCCCGUCGCGGGGCAAGGCCAAGGGCGGCAGCAACAACAACGGCACCGCCAGCGCCAGCGCCAGCGCCAACGACGCCGGCCAGAGCAGCUCCAGGUCGAACGGCGAGACGCGUUCGUUUGGCGGCAACCAGAACCCGGAGAAGCGGCUACCUUACGUGCGGUGGACCAACGAAGAGGACACCAAGCUGCGCGCGGCCAUCAAGGAGCACGGGCAGCGGUGGGAGCUCAUCUCUCGCGCGGUGGGCACGCGCUCCUACCACCAGUGCCGGCAGCGAUACCUGCUCAUGAGGCGCAAAGAGGCGGCCGCCAAGGCGCAGGCCGAGGCCGACGAGGCUGCCAACACGGCGUCGGCAUCGGCGUCGGACCAGCAGUCGCAAGAGGAGGGCGACUACGGACGCGGUCCGCCCGCCUCGGCGUCUGUGUCGCGCAGGAAGAGCAGCGUCGGUGGCGGUGGCGCCGGCAGCAGCAACGGCCGACGCGUCCGAGGUAGUGGCGGUGGCAGCGGCGGUGCUGGGGGGCGGAGCACCAACGAUGAGCGCUACGACGACCACGACGGCGGCAUCAGCGACGACGGCCCGGAUGCGGGCGACGUGACGGCGACGCCUCUGCACAAGCUCUCGAUUGGCGCGGCGCCGUCGGGCGGCGGCAGCACGACGCACGCGUACGGGCCUUACUCGCCUACGCCGCGCCACGGAGCGCUCGGACCGGCGGCGGGAUCGGCGCAUAGCCGAUCGCUCUCGCACCCGCACCCGCACCCUCACUCGCAUGGGCCCUCCAACAUCCUCCCACCCGUGCAGCCCGGCACUAUCGGCCUGGGAGGCGGCGGAGGUGGAGUCGGUCCAUUGCCGCCACCGCCGCUGAGUCCCUACUCGUCGUCGCACCACGGCAGCACGACGCCGACGGCACGAAGGAUGUACUACCACCACCCGGCCUCGUCGCCGCUGAUUGCGGGGUCGCGUCAACUCGCCCCGCUCUCGUCGUCGUCGUCGUCGUCAGGGGGCGGCGGUCUGGCCAAUGCGGCGGGUACGACCGGUCGGCUAGCUGCCUCCGAUCCGACGCAGACUACGCCGACCAACUCGGCAAGUUCGGCCAGGAGGAUGGGCGCGGCUCUCUACAGCCAGUAG
Molecule: messenger RNA, 3861 nt
Organism: Pseudozyma flocculosa PF-1
Lineage: Eukaryota; Fungi; Basidiomycota; Ustilaginomycetes; Ustilaginales; Ustilaginaceae
Exons: 2
Coding region: 1-3861 (1286 amino acids)
Biological process (GO): regulation of DNA-templated transcription
Cellular component (GO): nucleus
Molecular function (GO): DNA-binding transcription factor activity; transcription cis-regulatory region binding
Source: RefSeq, a predicted model, not a curated record